Trichoderma harzianum CBS 226.95 is the source of this 1155-nucleotide messenger RNA. RefSeq lists its product as hypothetical. Bases 69 to 1001 code for a protein of 310 amino acids. The transcript has 5 exons. Lineage: Eukaryota; Fungi; Ascomycota; Sordariomycetes; Hypocreales; Hypocreaceae. The record is from RefSeq and is a predicted model, not a curated record.
GCCGGCCCUUCUGAAUUCACAUUUUGUAGCCAAAUCAUUAUUGCACUUAUAUGCUCUUACUCGCCGACAUGAUAUAUAUCAAUCCGUUUUACCUUUUUGUAAUAGCCUUGAAGGUAUCAAAGUCGUCGGCACUCAUCUUCUUGGAGUGCACUGACGAAUCUGUAUCUACAAAUCUGGAAGACGCCAUUGACGAAGCCCUGACGGUGGCAGAGGCUGCCAAUAAAUAUCUCCUGGAUGGCUCAUACUCUGAAGAAGUAAAGGCCGGCUUGCUCCCGAUAUGGAGAGAACAGGACUUUGCGCCAAUCGCAAUCACCCUUGGACUCAUCGGGAAUAUAGAGACAGCGAAAGAACAUUAUCACAUAUUCUGCGACGAAGAUCAUCUGCAGUGGAACGAUGCCAGAAAUGCAUGGCUCGACACUGCGUUCACGUACACGUACACAGAUGAUGAUGGAUCGACAAAGGACUACCCAAUAAGCAUAAGCCGAGGCUACGAUCCAAAGUUGAACAAGAAUACCAAACCAUUCGACCUCGGCAGGUCCUGGGUCCUUGCUGGCAAAAAGGGUCAACUGAAUGGGAGAGAAAUAGACUUCAGCGACCAGUAUCAUGUGCACAUGAACCCAAAGAUUUUUAGCAAUGCGGACCCACGCUCAAUUCAAACGAUCGUCGCAGACGGCUUCCAAGCAGGCUUUGAUGCCCUCGACAAGAUACAACCCCCAAGCAUGGUUAUCCUACAUGAACUUUCACAUCUCGUGCGUGGACUCGAUGAGAACGGAAAUCUCAUUAUUACGGACGGGCCAGCUCAGCGCCAAUACUAUGGGUACGCAGCAGCGGUGCAGGCUAAAGUGGACGCUGGCAAUGGUGGGGGAGCCCCAAAUCUCAUUGCAAAUUCUAUCGAGUAUGGCACAAAAAUAAUGGCACUGGUCGAGGUAAUGGGUAGCAGUGUGUGGUGGAGUACCGGAAGAAUCGAUUUAAACACAUAUGAAGCUAUAGCCAGAGAUUGAGAAACUUCAACAGAAAUAGACAUCUCCAGAAGAUACGCGUGUAGCGUAGCCCAAUACCAGGAUGGGGCCCGGAUGCAUUGGACUUCAUAGCCAGAUCUAGAUAUAGUAAAAUCUAUAGCAAUUUGUUAGACAUGAAUUGGAGCUAUUUGGUCGU